AUGUGGUUAAAAAUAGUGACAUUAGUGUGUAUAAUUUCGGAAAUUGGUAGUUUAUUAUAUCCUCUCGUUCGAGAUAAUCAAGUUUAUAACUAUGUACCUCCUGAGAAUGACGUGGAAUUCAAUUUAUAUCACAGGGACGACCUGGAGGUGAGCGACAGAAUCUAUGUGGAAGAUGGAAGUUCCUUGAACAAAUCAAGAUUUGAUGCUUACUUACCUACCAAGAUAAUUAUUCACGGUUGGACACAUGGAGAUAAUGUGCCUUGGAUGAUUGAAAUGAGAGAAGCACUCGCUCAAAGUGGCACCUGUAACGUUUUCGUGGUCGAUUGGUCCAAUCUCUCACACGUGACAUAUAUCGAGGCAAGGAUCCAUAACACUGUUGUUGCCAAACAACUGACGAAGCUGUUACUUCUUCUCGCUUAUCACAGAGGUAUAUCUAUGUCAUCGAUACACCUGAUAGGUCACAGUAUGGGAGGGCAGAUAUCAGCUAAUGUGGGAAUGAGAAUAAAAAACCAACUAGGACAAAAAAUCGGGAGAAUCACAGGUUUGGAUCCAGCUGCCCCUUUGUAUGAGUGGCCGCACAUAGAGUCUUUGGACGAAAUUCUGGAUCCAACUGAUGCUAGUUUUGUCGAUGUGAUCCAUACCAAUGCCAGGCACUUGGGAAUGGUGACCCCCGCAGGUCACGUGGAUUACUAUCCCAAUGGAGGUGAUCGACAGGAAGGCUGUAUCUUUUGGAUUUGCGAUCAUAUACGAGCCUGUGAAUACUUUAUAGCUUCUAUCCGGAAGCCUGAUCUUUUCAACGCAUUCUCUUAUAAAGAUCUGAAUGAAUAUGCAAGAGGACGUGAGAGUCAGUUGGAAUCCUAUCCCAUGGGAAUAAACGCCAAUCCAGAAAUACCUUUCGGAAUUUACUAUGUUAAAGUAGACGAUACCUAUAAGCAAUAUGUUGAAUCUAAAACAACGUUGAGCGAUAGUUAUGGUUUGAAUAUAUAUCAUGAAUAA
Molecule: messenger RNA, 996 nt
Organism: Phaedon cochleariae (mustard beetle)
Lineage: Eukaryota; Metazoa; Arthropoda; Insecta; Coleoptera; Chrysomelidae
Source: the annotation of a GenBank genome assembly